AUGACGUCACCCGUUUCCUCCGAUACCUCCAAUUCCAAAGGCGCAGCUAUCACCGCACCCGCUAAGAAUGACCAGGGCUACCACAGAGCGCCACUAACCUCUCUCACCGCGCCUUACCAGCCCGGCAGCGACUGGGACCGGGUGUGCGAGAACUUCAUCGUCUUCCCGCCCGGGCGGAGCAGGCGAGGGACCAAGGGCCCGCGGUCGAUGAUAGCGGCCUGUACCCGCGUGCUAGCGGACAACAUUCGUGACGUGUCCUUCGAGACGAUCCUCGAACUCCCGGACCAUUUAAAGCGCGCGCUCUUCCGAGAGCUGUAUCCCAGGAACAUGGCCCUGCAAUCCUGGCGGGCGCUGACUGGGGCCUUCAUGCCGGAGUUGUCCGCCCGCGCUGCCUCCGCGUCGUCGGGAAAGGGCAAGGAGAAGGAGUCACAGUUCACGGCGGAGAUGGCCGUGUUUCGCUACAAUCUGGAGAUUGGCGCUCCGCAAUGCAGGUUGAGCGCGUAUAUCACGCCGUUUAUGGACUGGACGGAUGGUCUCAUAUAUUUUUCCAUCGACAACGUCCCGCGUUUCCAGACUCACGAAUUGGUAGCCCUGGCUAAGCUGCGGCAGUUGGCUGUGCUAGAGAUCGUGGAGCGGGAGGACAGGGACAGCCCGGUUAGCGAUAGGCUGUUUCGGGCAUGGGGCGAGGUAGAGGGAGAGAGAUUCCCAACCCUGCGCGUCUUGAAAAUUGCGUCGAAAAGGCACCAGGUUACGGAAAGAGCCCUGCAAUACGUGCUGCCGCUUCCGUCUCUGGAGAUCUUUGAUAUCACGGCACUCCGUUCCUCGACACUGCGUAGUGAUCAGGCCAAGGAUGUCGCGAAUCGCUGUGGCUGGAAAGUCGAGGAGGCAGGGGAUAGGCGCUGGCGUUACGCAGAGAGGCAAAGGCCCCCCGAAAUCCCAGAGAAAAGACUGUUCGUAGCAUAUGCCGACGCUUACCUCGACGGGCGAAUCCCGGUGCAUUGGACAGGUGCCUUGGGCUUGAAGAAGAUGUUCGAGCAAGACAAGCAAGAGGUAGUCUGGGUUGAUAACCCCCGACGGCUGCUGUAUCCGGAAGAGGAGAAAAGCCGGGAAUUGAAGGACGAGAAAACAGACACCGAGCGUGAUCCGGGACACGUCGAACCUGAACCCGAGAAGCCGGAGCUCCGCGACUAUAUCGAUGACGGCUGGCGGAGUGUGUUGGACGGCAGUCACAUGCUAUCUCGCCUCGCAGGGUUCCACAAGGAUAGCGAUACGAGCCAUUUCGACAUGACGGCGGACCAAGUGUUUUGGUUCCUUGCACUUCUAGACCAGCGCCAAGGCGGCGAGAGGAAGCCACCCGCCGGCCAAAUGCAAGCAUUCGGCGUGACGCUGCCGAGGGAUCGCUUUGUGAGCUUCACGCUGUGUGACCACCCUUGCGGCGAAUAUCAUUCCCGGGAGACUCUGUACGCUGAGCGCCUGAUUUUCUCCCGGUCUCGAGAGGCGGAGGCGCGCCGUCAACGGGCUUCUCAUCUGGAUAAUCGUGAGGAGAAUCCCCAGGCGCCGAAACCGCAGAAGUCGAAGAAGCGGCAGGGGCAGACAAUUGCAGACCUGCUUUCGUCCAUGGUUGAAUGA
This is a messenger RNA of Chaetomium globosum CBS 148.51, 1629 nucleotides long. RefSeq lists its product as uncharacterized. NCBI's taxonomy places the organism in Eukaryota, Fungi, Ascomycota, Sordariomycetes, Sordariales, Chaetomiaceae. The record is from RefSeq and is a predicted model, not a curated record. Bases 1 to 1629 code for a protein of 542 amino acids. The transcript has a single exon.